Messenger RNA from Apodemus sylvaticus (European woodmouse), 936 nucleotides. RefSeq names its product olfactory receptor 7E24-like. Gene Ontology annotation, molecular function: olfactory receptor activity; G protein-coupled receptor activity. Lineage: Eukaryota; Metazoa; Chordata; Mammalia; Rodentia; Muridae. Gene Ontology annotation, cellular component: membrane. The record is from RefSeq and is a predicted model, not a curated record. The transcript has a single exon. Gene Ontology annotation, biological process: G protein-coupled receptor signaling pathway. The coding region runs from base 1 to 936 and encodes 311 amino acids.
AUGAAAAUGAAAAUGAAAAACAUAUCACAUGUUUCACAAUUUUAUCUUCUGAGAGUAUCUGAUGAUCCAGAACUGCAGCCCCUUCUCUGUGGGUUGUUCCUAUCCAUGUUCCUGAUAUCAGUCCUUGGGAACCUGCUCAUCAUCCUGACAGUCAUCUCAUUCUCCCACCUCCACACUCCUAUGUACUUCUUCCUCUCCAUUCUCUCCAUGGCUGACAUCGGCUUCAUUUCUACAACAGUUCCAAACAUGGUUGCAGAGCUUCAAAUCCACAGUUCAGCCAUAUCCUAUGUGGGCUGCCUGACUCAGAUGUCUUUUUUUAUCAUUUUUGCAUGUAUGGAUAGUAUGCUUCUGGCUGUGAUGGCUUAUGACAGGUUUGUGGCCAUCUGUCAUCCCCUGCAUUAUGCAAUAAUUAUGAAUCCUUGUCGCUGUGGUGUCUUAGUUUUGAUGUCUUUUUUAGCUAGCCUUUGUGAAUCCCUGCUCCACAAUUUGUCUGCCUUACAAGUUAAGUGUUUCAAAGAUAUAACAAUUGCUAAUUUCUUCUGUCACCCUUCUCAACUUCUAAAUUUAGGCUGUGACAACACAUUUAAAAAUAACAUACCAAUGUAUGUUAUUGGUGUCAUGCUUGGUGUAUUUCCCUUAUUGGGGAUCCUUAUCUCAUACUUUAAAAUCAUUUCUUCUAUUCUGAGAAUCACCUCUUCAAGGGGGAGGUAUAAAGCUUUCUCUACCUGUGGGUCUCACCUGGCAGUCGUAUGGUUAUUUUAUGGGACAGGGCUUGGAGAGUAUUUUGGUUCACUUUUGUCUCAUUCUUCUGGAAACAACGUGAUAGCCUCAUUAAUGUACACUGUGGUCACCCCCAUGCUGAAUCCUUUCAUCUACAGUCUGAGGAAUCAGGACAUUAGUAAUUCCCUUAAAAGGCUCCACUUUUGUACUGUUUAA